Molecule: messenger RNA, 792 nt
Organism: Orussus abietinus
Lineage: Eukaryota; Metazoa; Arthropoda; Insecta; Hymenoptera; Orussidae
Product: ubiquitin-like protein 4A
Exons: 3
Coding region: 181-627 (148 amino acids)
Biological process (GO): post-translational protein targeting to endoplasmic reticulum membrane
Molecular function (GO): protein binding
Source: RefSeq, a predicted model, not a curated record
UAUCCUUGAGACUCCGUUUUGAUUCCACGUCGGUUUAUCUCUCAUCGAUUUUGUAUCGCAAACAUAACCUUCCAAAAAAUGCUUAAAUUCUUAUUAAUUACACCCGAGAUUCAGUCAUUUCGAGCAAGUUGAUUUUCUAUUUUGUGUUAUAAUCUUCAAGUUAGACUAAUAAUAUACGCCAUGCAAGUUACUGUGAAAAUUUUACAAGGAAGCGAGUGCGUGGUUGACAUUACGCCUUCAGAGACUAUAUUGGAAUUAAAGAAUAAAGUCAGUAAUCUUUUAAGUAUUGAUGCAAAUCAACAAAAACUAUUAUUUAUGGGAAAGGCUCUUGCAGAUGAGAACCCGCUCAGUUUUUACCCUGGAAUUAAGGAUGGAAGCAAACUGAAUCUAGUUGUCAAAAAGAAAGCAACAAUAACUAGUGAAAAUAAAUCUACCGAUGCAUCUGGUAUACAACUUUUUAGAAAAGAGAUGUCCAAAGUUUUAUCAUAUUAUUAUACAGAAUCUGAAACAGAAUUGAUAGUUAAUGAAGUAGUGAAGGACUUGAAAAACAAAGUUAGUAGUCUCAGUUUUGACGACCUGGAGAGAUUAGCUGCUGCGCUACUUCAGGAUCAUGAGAAUAUAGCUUAAGAUAUUUCAACAUUUUCCAUCCACUUAUUUGUUGAUUCCUUACAGUAAUACAAUUUUAGAAAUUUAAAUCGACUGAUUUCAAAUUUCAUAGGUAACUACGUUUAUAAGCUCUUAAAGUUAUGGAAAUACUGUAAGAUAUACUUAAUAGAAAGAAUAUGACAAUGU